Molecule: messenger RNA, 4923 nt
Organism: Chlorocebus sabaeus (green monkey)
Lineage: Eukaryota; Metazoa; Chordata; Mammalia; Primates; Cercopithecidae
Source: RefSeq, a predicted model, not a curated record
GGCAACAGCGUCCUAGAGACGCCGAACGGGCGGCCCCUCUGAGACCCCGCGGCUUGGGGUCCGCGCACGCGGUUGCCGGCCCAGCUAGGCGGAGAAUCGAGGAGGGGGCCCCGGGCUCAUCACAGAGGAUUGGAAGGGCCUAGAUUACUGCUCAAUGACAAAAGUGUGGGCUUAAUGUCCUCACUCUUCAGGGAGAGAAUGUGGACUCUAGCAUUUGAAUUGAAUAUUUGAAAUUGAAGAUUUCUGAAUAGGAUUUAAUGUGCAAAAUGGCGAUUAUACCGGACUGGCUUAGGUCGCAUCCUCACAUGCGAAAAUUUACACAUUCAAGACCCCAUUCUUCACCAUGUAGAGUAUAUUCAAGGAAUGGUUCCCCAGAUAUGUUCAGAUCUUCUUCAACCACAGCUGUUGCAAAUCCAACACUGUCCUCCUUAGAUGUUAAACGGAUUUUAUUUCAAAAAAUUACCGACAGAGGGGAUGAGUUGCAAAAAGCCUUUCAGCUGCUGGAUACUGGUCAGAACCUGACUGUGUCAAAAAGUGAACUGAGAAGAAUCAUCACAGACUUCCUGAUGCCGCUCACGCGAGAACAGUUUCAGGAUGUGUUGGCUCAGAUCCCCCUUAGCACCUCUGGUACUGUACCAUACCUUGCCUUUCUGUCCAGGUUUGGUGGAAUUGACCUAUAUAUAAAUGGUAUAAAGAGGGAAGGUGGGAAUGAAAUGAAUUGCUGCCGCACGUUAAGAGAACUUGAAAUCCAAGUGGGAGAAAAGGUUUUCAAAAACAUUAAGACUGUUCUGAAAGCCUUUAAGCUCAUUGAUGUUGACAAGACUGGACUGGUUCAACCGCAGGAGCUAAGAAGAGUUCUGGAGACCUUCUGUUUGAAGUUAAGAGACGAGGAAUACGAAAAGUUUUUGAAACACUACAACAUCCACAACGAUACUGCAGUAGAUUACAAUGUGUUUUUGAAGAAUCUCAGCAUAAAUAAUGACUUGAACCUUAGAUAUUGUGUUGGAAAUCAAGGUUUUCCCUCUGUGCCUUCUGGCCACCGUGGGAGGCCUGAACUCUGUUUUCCAAUUCCUAAAACUGAGGUCUCAUUGGAGAAUCAACAAGCCAAAAAUUCCAAAAAGGAGCGUUUGCUCAGUUCUGCAUCAUCUGAAGAUACCUGGAGAAACUACUCCUUGGAUGAAAUUGAGAGGAACUUUUGUCUAGAACUUUCAAAGUCCUAUGAAAAGAUUGAAAAGGCCCUCAGUGCAGGGGACCCCUGUAAAGGUGGCUACGUGUCUUUUAAUUAUCUAAAGAUUGUCCUGGACACCUUUAUAUACCAAAUACCAAGAAGAAUUUUUAUCCAGUUAAUGAAAAGAUUUGGACUUAAAGCCACCACUAAAAUCAACUGGAAGAAAUUUCUAACAUUAUUUCAUGAGCCUUGGGGGUUGGAAAUUACCAGUAAAGGUCCCCUGACAAAAAGAAAUAGCAUCAACUCUAGAAAUGAAUCUCACAAGGAAAACAUCAUCACAAAGUUAUUCAGACACACUGAAGACCGCUUUACAUCACUGAAGAAAGCAUUACUGAUAAUCAACACCAAACCCAAUGGACCGAUAACAAGGGAAGAAUUUCGACAUAUUCUAGAUUGCGUGGCUGUAAAACUAAGCGAUUCGGAAUUCAAAGAACUAAUGCAAACGCUUGACCCUGGGAACACUGGAGUGGUCAACAUCAGCGUGUUUAUUGAUCUGGUUGAAAAGAACUCUAGGAUGAGAAAAGCAUCUCCCUGUACAGAUACUAAGACACCUUUCCUUCUGGCCUGGGAUUCAGUGGAAGAAAUUGUUCAUGAUACAAUUACUAGGAACCUACAUGCUUUUUAUAAUAUGCUACGGGCAUAUGACCUUGGAGACACAGGGCUCAUUGGCCGAAAUAAUUUCAAGAAAAUCUUGCACGUCUUCUGCCCAUUUUUAACGAAUGCACAUUUCAUAAAACUCUGCAGUAAGAUCCAGGACAUUGGUUCAGGAAGAAUCCUUUACAAGAAACUUUUGGCGCACAUGGGAAUGGAUGGCCCACCCACUGUCUCUCCAGUUCAUGUUCCCAAGGAUCAGCUGUUAAGUGGACAUUUACGGAAAGAUGAACAGCAGCAGCCAGAUCUUUCUGAGAGAACCAAGCCCACGGAGAAUAAAACCACCCAGAUCAAGAAGAUGACCACAGAAGAAGUGAUUGAAAAAUUCAAAAACUGUAUACAGCAGCAGAACCCAGAAUUCAAAAAACGAUUUCUUGACUUCAGCAAGGAGCCUAAUGGAAAAAUUAACGUGCAUGACUUUAAGAAGGUACUGGAAGACACUGGGAUGCCCAUGGACGAUGAGCAGUAUGCCCUGCUGACCACUAAAAUAGGCUUUGAGAAGGAAGGGAUGAGCUAUCGUGAUUUUGCGGCAGGAUUUGAAGAUCCUCCAAUGAGAGGGCCGGAAACCACUCCACCGCAGCCUCCAACUCCUUCGAAAAGUUACGUGAACAGCCACUUCAUCACCGCAGAAGAAUGCCUGAAGCUUUUCCCCAGGAGGUUGAAGGAGUCAUUCCGGGACCCCUACUCUGCCUUCUUUAAAAUAGACACUGACAGGGAUGGCGUAAUCAACAUGCAUGACCUUCACAGAUUGCUCGUGCACCUACUGUUUAAUCUCAAAGAUGACGAAUUUGAGCACUUCCUUGGCCUUCUUGGCUUGAGACUUAGUGUCACUUUAAAUUUUCGGGAAUUUCGAAAUUUGUGUGAGAAGAGAUCACUGAAAACAGAUGAAGCACCUCAAAGACUCAUUAGACCAAAACAGAAGGUCGCGGAUUCAGAACUAGCUUGUGAACAGGCUCAUCAGUAUCUUGUUACCAAAGCAAAAAACAGAUGGUCAGACUUGUCUAAGAAUUUUCUAGAAACCGAUAAUGAGGGCAAUGGCAUUCUUCGACGCCGGGACAUAAAGAAUGCACUGUACGGUUUUGAUAUUCCCCUCACACCAAGAGAGUUUGAAAAGCUUUGGGCAAGCUACGACACCGAGGGAAAAGGGCAUAUUACUUACCAGGAAUUUUUACAGAAGUUGGGUGUUAACUAUUCACCUGCUGUCCAUCGGCCCUGCGCAGAGGAUUAUUUCAACUUCAUGGGGCAUUUUACGAAGCCACAGCAGCUACAGGAAGAGAUGAAGGAGCUGCAGCAGAGCACAGAGAAGGCCGUGGCAGCCAGUGUACUUUCUUUCAGGGAUAAGCUUGUGGACUGCUAUCAAGAUAUCAGCAAAGCAUUCACCAAAAUCGAUAAAUCCAAAACCAACUACAUAUCCAUAUGCAAGAUGCAGAAGGUGCUGGAAGAAUGUGGCUGUUCUCUUACGGAAGGGGAGCUGACCAAUCUGCUAAACAGCUGGGGAGUCAGCCGGCAUGAUAAUUCCAUCAAUUACCUCGACUUCCUGAGAGCAGUGGAGAACAGCAAGUCAACAGGAGCUCAGCCCAAGGAAAAGGAAGAGAGCAUGCCAAUCAAUUUUGCAACGCUGAAUCCACAGGAGGUUGUGAGGAAGAUCCAGGAAGUAGUUGAGUCCUCCCAGCUGGCUUUGUCCACGGCAUUUUCUGCAUUGGAUAAAGAGGAUACAGGAUUUGUAAAGUCUACAGAAUUUGGACAAGUUCUUAAGGAUUUCUGUCACAAACUAACGGACAAUCAGUAUCAUUAUUUGUUGAGGAAACUAAGAAUUCAUCUAACCCCCUAUAUAAAUUGGAAAUAUUUUCUCCAGAACUUUAGCUGUUUCCUUGAGGAGACAGCUGAGGAGUGGGCUGAGAAAAUGCCCAAAGGCCCACCGCCUACCUCUCCCAAGGCCAUGGCCAGCAGAGACAUCCUGGCUCGCCUCCACAAAGCAGUGACUUCCCAUUACCAUGCCAUCACCCAGGAGUUUGAGAAUUUUGACACCAUGAAAACGAACACCAUCUCCAGAGAGGAGUUUAGGGCCGUUUGUAAUCGCAACGUCCAAAUCCUGACAGACGAACAGUUUGACAGACUCUGGAACGAGAUGCCAGUCAAUGCCAAGGGGAGGCUGAAAUACCCGGACUUCCUGAGCAGGUUCAGUUCCGAGACAGCAGCCACACCAACAGCCACUGGUGACUCAGCCGCGUCCCAGAGAGGGAGCAGUGUCCCCAACAUCUCGGAAGGCAUCAGAUCUGCCCUCUCAUUGCCCAAUCAGGAGCUGAGACCAGGGUCAAAGUCGCAGAGUCACCCCUGUACUCCAGCGAGCACCACUACGAUCCCGGGCACUCCGCCCUUGCAGAACUGUGAUCCCAUAGAGAGCAGGCUCCGGAAGAGAAUCCAGGGCUGCUGGCGCCAGCUCCUGAAAGAAUGCAAGGAGAAGGACGUGGCCAGACAGGGGGACAUCAGCGCCUCCGAGUUCCUGGCUCUUGUGGAGAAAUUCAACCUGGACAUAAGCAAAGAGGAGUGUCAGCAGCUCAUUAUAAAAUACGACUUAAAGAACAACGGGAAAUUUGCAUACUGCGACUUCAUUCAGAGCUGUGUCCUCCUGCUGAAAGCAAAGGAAAGCUCGCUGAUGCAGAGGAUGAAGAUCCAGAAUGCACACAAAAUGAAAGACGCUGGCGCUGAGACGUCAUCUUUUUACUCUGCUCUGCUGCGUAUUCAGCCCAAAAUUGUGCACUGCUGGAGGCCGAUGCGUCGCACGUUCAAAAGCUAUGAUGAGGCUGGAACGGGGCUGCUAAGCGUGGCAGAUUUCAGGACGGUCCUGAGACAGUACAGCAUCAACCUCUCUGAGGAAGAGUUCUUCCAUAUUCUGGAGUAUUACGAUAAGACACUGUCUUCAAAAAUUUCCUACAAUGACUUCCUCCGGGCGUUCCUCCAGUAGACACCCCUGCCAUGCACGCAGCGGGACGACAGCCACAGGGCCUGUGUCAAGACUAAUAAAAUCCUAUAAUUUGGGGAUU